Benincasa hispida (wax gourd) is the source of this 1767-nucleotide messenger RNA. RefSeq names its product protein AAL-toxin resistant 7-like. Lineage: Eukaryota; Viridiplantae; Streptophyta; Magnoliopsida; Cucurbitales; Cucurbitaceae. The record is from RefSeq and is a predicted model, not a curated record.
CACACGAAACCCGUCCUCCCAGUCGCCGUCGCAGUCCCAUCUGCAUCGUCUUAAUUACAUGUAAACAAAAUAGAAAAACAAAAGUAAUUUUCCAAAUUAGGAAACACUCCAAAAUAAUAUUCUCAUUCGCCUUUUUUUCUUUUUUCACAUUUCCCCUAAAGUAAAUAAAAAUAAAAAAUAGAUUUAAAAACCCUAGACUGCCCCUAUUUCCUAAGGCUAGCUAUUUAUAUCACCCACGAACCUCUCCUUCCCUGCCCGAGGUCAUCAAAUCCUCUGCUCCAUUUCUCUGCUCUGCUUUCUCCCCAUGAUUCUCUCUUCCUUCUCCUUCUCCUUCUCUUCCACUUCUUCAAAUUUACACAAACAAACCCAUUUUAAUGGAGUUCCAUCACCUUAAUCAAGAUCCUAUUUCUUCUCCUUACAUUCGUAGCCUUGUUAAGCAUUUCAAAACCAAAGAACCCAUCAAUCCCAAUUCCUCUUCUUCUUCUUCUUCUUCCUCCUCCUCCUCCUCCUCUGGCGCCAAUCCCUCUAAAAUGGCGGAACCAAUUCCCAAACCUCAACCAACGCAACCCCACAAGAAGCAAGUUCGAAGAAGGCUCCAUACCAGUCGACCUUAUCAAGAGCGUUUGUUGAAUAUGGCCGAAGCCAGAAGAGAGAUUGUCACUGCGCUUAAGUAUCACCGGGCCGCUAUGAAAAAGGCCGCCGCCACUGCUGCCACCGCUGAGCAGCUACAUCAACCGCAGACGCCGGUGGAGUCAUCCCCUGCCAGAUCCCAAGAAGGGAAGAUCAGACCCAGGAAAAUCCCCAAGUCCUCCGCUACAGAGAGGAAUAGAAUUAAUGAAACCCAGAGUAAUUUCAAGUAUAAUGAUAAUAAUAACAAUAAAAAUAAUUUGAAGAAUCUUUGUUAUGAUCCAUCGAUGAUGAUGAUGAUGAAUUGUUCGUUCCCAAGUUGGUCGAUGAAUUCGCAAUCGGUGGAAGGGAAUAAUAUUGUGGACAUUGUAUUACCAGAGCAAACUCUAGGCCUGAAUCUCAACUUGCAGGAUUUCAACAAUUUGGACGCGAAUCUGUUCUCAAACGGUGGGGUUUCGGGUUCGUGGUCGACGUCGACAUCGUUCUCCAAGCCUUUCGAUUGCGACGGAUCAGGAAGGUCGGAAUUGUGUAUGGGCAGGGGAGGGAACAGAGUCGAAUACGAGCGGGGGCGGGGGCGGCGGAGGAGGGAGGACUGCACGUGGCGGUGGGGGAAAAGGAGAUGGCGGAGAUGAGUCGAUAGCGGGAGAAACAUGAGAUGGAAUGGAGUGAUAAGAUGAGUUUGGUGAAAUCGGCGUGGUGGUUGAGAUUUAUGAAGAUGGGGAAAAAGGAAGAGGAAGAAGAAGAAGAAGAUGGGUAUGAAUAUGGAUAUGGGGAUCCGUUCGAUCAGAUUUUGGAGUUUCCAGAUUGGAUGAACAAUGGAAAUGAAAGUUGUUUUCAAGAACAGCUGUUGAAUGAUUACCAGUUCUUCCAUGAUGAUCAUCCUUCUGCUCUUCCUUGCAUGGACAUUGGAGAGUUUGAAGGCAUGGAUGGGGAGUGGUUAGCUUGAAAAAGAUUUGAUUAUUUUUUACUAAUCAAAUCUUUCAGAACUUAUUUUAUUUUAUAUAAAAUAUAUAUUUCAAUUUUGGUAGUUUUAGAGUCCAAAGUUAUAGUAAUAAACCUGGUAAAAACAGUUGCUUUAAAGUAGGAAGCAAUGGAGUUUAAUUUAAUAAGGGAAGAACGCUUAUGCUUUUCCCUUUUUUU